Molecule: messenger RNA, 1586 nt
Organism: Procambarus clarkii (red swamp crayfish)
Lineage: Eukaryota; Metazoa; Arthropoda; Malacostraca; Decapoda; Cambaridae
Product: carbohydrate sulfotransferase 11
Biological process (GO): carbohydrate biosynthetic process
Cellular component (GO): membrane
Molecular function (GO): sulfotransferase activity
Source: RefSeq, a predicted model, not a curated record
CCCCAGCCUCAGUGACCACCCCGCCGCCGUGGUGUAGUGACGCACGCUCCUCCUCCACUCUGGCGUCCUGGCCUUACCACUGUACACCACAACCUCCCACAACCCUUGGCCUCACACACAACUAGUCCAGUGGUUGUGGCGGCGCGUGUGGCCAGGAGUGGGAGGUCAUAACCCCAGAGCUGAGGCCAGUCGUCCUCAAGGAGGGGAAGCUGUGUGCUCCUUAGUUAACCAGGCAUUUUGAAGUUAGGUGGUAGUAGAAGCGUGAGUUAUGUACAGCAAAGUGCGGAGAAAGUCGCCGCCAGCACUUGUGGGCCCACACACUCUUGAGUGAAGGUGGUGGUGGUGUGAGAGGAAUGAUGCGGCGGCUGCGGGCGGUGGUGUGGGUGUUGAUGGGCCUGGCGGUGUUCACCUGCAUCGCCUCCGUCAGAUGGUUCAUCCACUCGCCCUCCUUUGACGACCAUAGGCUGCCUUACACUUCCGUCAUUCCGGCCUCUGCAGAAAUGCUCCCUUUGUCUCAUGUGGCACUUAGGAUGAAGCAGCGUAAACAUAAUGUAGAGAGGAUGUGUCCAGCAGACUUUUGGCGGGAAGCUGCUGGUUCUGGGGUCUCUGAUGUGGAAGACCCCAUUACGGAGGAGUUAGUGGCUAACCCAAAAAUGCUCAAUAACCUUAUUGUUGAUGACAAAAAUCAUAUAUUAUACUGCUAUGUCCCUAAGGUGGCAUGUACAAACUGGAAGAGGAUCCUAUUGAUGCUGAUAGGUGGAACAAACUUUACAGAACCAUUUUCCAUUCCUGCUGACAGUGUUCACCGUAAGAAUGUUUUCACAAAACUUGGAGAUUUAGAGCCUCAGGAAAUUCGUCAUCGUCUUCACACAUACACAAAGUUCCUCUUUGUCCGUCAUCCAAUUGAAAGAGUACUUUCAGCAUUCAGAAACAAAUUUGAAAAAAAUUAUACAUCAUCCUCUUACUUUAAAAAGCGCUUCGGUGUGAAAAUAAUCAAGAAAUAUAGAAAAGGCAUUGAUCCAUCUGAAGUUCCAGCCAAUGGUCAUGGAGUGAAGUUCUCAGAGUUUGUCUCAUAUUUGAUAGACUCCAAAGCUGAUCAAUUCAAUGAACAUUGGGCACCUAUGUCUUCUAUAUGCCAUCCAUGUUCAGUCAGAUAUCAGUUCAUAGGGAAGUAUGAGACACUUGCUGAGGACUCAGAAUACAUCUUGAGGCAGGUUGGAGCACCACCGUCCCUUCACUUUCCUGAUGUUAUUCCCUCCAAGACAACAGCCCAUGUCGAGCCCUAUUUUGAUACGCUAUCAAAAACACAACAGAUGGACCUUAUUAAGAUAUAUGAAGAUGAUUUCAGAGUAUUUGAUUAUCAUUUUAGAGAUCUUAUUUAGUAAUUAGCAUUGGAGUCCUCCUAACCCAGAUCAGUAGAGACUGGAUCUCUUCCCUUGCAUCCAGCAUUUCAUUAAAACUAGAUUUUUUAUUUUUGUUACAAUAUUUGGCAAAUUUAAGGUACUGUAUUUUGAUUAGCACAAAUGACUGAAUGCAUAUUUUUGUUUAUUAAAUAACAAAAUAAAGAAAAUGACAAAAUAAUUAAA